This is a messenger RNA of Gamsiella multidivaricata, 570 nucleotides long. RefSeq lists its product as uncharacterized. The record is from RefSeq and is a predicted model, not a curated record. NCBI's taxonomy places the organism in Eukaryota, Fungi, Mortierellomycota, Mortierellomycetes, Mortierellales, Mortierellaceae. The transcript has a single exon. Bases 1 to 570 code for a protein of 189 amino acids.
AUGGUGGACCAGGACUCGGAACUUGUAGGAUUUAGUAAUGCGUCGAUUGAGAAACUGUUAUCUGGGCCGCAGAGCUGGAAAAAGGAAGAGUUGGCGUCAUUUGGUGGUCCAUCUACGGAGAUGAAUCAGUGGGUCUGUAAGAACAUCGAAACUUUACAUAUCAUUAUGUGCGGCGACUCGAUGAGGGAGGACGGGGAGGAAGAAGAAGGCGACGAAAGUGAAGGAAUUUUGCAGCGGAAGCUAGAGAUUUGGGAGAUGCAGAACUUAUUGUUUCGACGUCUGGGUCAGCUUACGCGUCCCAAGAAGCUGAUGUUGGGAUGGGAGAUGCUAGGCCUGUGUGGCCGUGAGCCCGCCUUCUCCUUGCGACUCCGAUCAGGGCUGAAACACUUGGAUAAGCUGAAAGACCUGGAGGUAUUCCACGUCUGCCACUUUGCGGACGAGAUAUGCACUGUUGAGAAAAGGAUUGAAGGGACCGAUGAUAAGCCCUUGUUCGCGGGUCAGGAAGAACGACGCUGGAUAAAAAAGCAUUGGCCAAAGCUGAAGGAAUUUAGGGUGGUCGCCUGGAGCUGA